This is a messenger RNA of Drosophila melanogaster (fruit fly), 1272 nucleotides long. RefSeq lists its product as uncharacterized. The record is from RefSeq and is marked reviewed. The coding region runs from base 101 to 1180 and encodes 359 amino acids. NCBI's taxonomy places the organism in Eukaryota, Metazoa, Arthropoda, Insecta, Diptera, Drosophilidae. The transcript has 2 exons.
AAAAACAUAAACAAAUGGUUUAGGUUGUAGAAUUUCCUUUAAUGUCAGACAGCGUAGCUCGAAAAUUGUUUAGAAAAUAACUCCAUAAAGUGUAGUAAAAAUGUGGUUGGCUGGGAAUCUGUUCAAAGGAUCCGUAGCAAUCAGAUUCGGUCGCUUGCUGCAUCUCAAGCGCAAGGAGGUUUAUAUGGAAUGCUUCCGCAUCCUGGGCGUUCACGAAUCAGCUGAUCAGAAUACGGUACGCCACGCCUACUUGGAUCUGGUGAAACGGGUGCAUCCCGAUUCGGGAACGGAGGAGGCCAGUGCCGAACGCUUCCAGCAGGUGGACGAGGCUUUCCGUGUGCUGCAGGAAAAGUUCGCCAAGGGAAGGCGAAACAUUCAGGAGGACGAGGAGGGGGCCAUGGAGUUUGACAUCAAGCAUACGGCGCCGCAGCACCGGCAAUAUCUGUCCAACGAGGGCAUCGGAGUGGGAACUCCAUUUCAGCGGCAAAAGCAGUACCAGCAGGUGCGCGCCAUGAAGGCUCAGGAACGCGUCCUGGAGCACCGCAUCGACAAGGCGGCUGCCGGAGAGAAAACACUAAUGUCCAAGGGCGGCAGCCACUUUCGGAAACAUGCUAUUAAGACCAAGUACGGUAUUGAUCGUGUGGUCGAGGAUCUCAUUCAGGAGGCCAUGUCCAAGGGUGACUUUAACAAUCUAAACGGGUCUGGAAAGCCCCUGUCCUCGGCUCAGUCGCAGAAUCCCUAUCUGGACUUUACGACCCACAAGUUGAACAAGAUUAUGUUAGACAACGGCUUCACGCCGGAAUGGAUAAGCCUGGGCAAGGAUAUUCGCGAUGCGAUUGCUCAGCUGAAGACGAAACUGCGCCAGGAGCGCAAAUACUACGGCGAAUGGCCAUUGCAGCGCCCGGACGAUCUGGCAGCCUGGAAAAUAUUCACGCUGAAUCACCAGGACGAUGUGAAGCAAUUGAACAAACUCAUUGACAAGUACAAUCUAAUAGUGCCCAUUCUGGAAAAUCAGUUCUUUCGCCUGCAUCUCGACAGAAUGGCCGAACCUAUAUUUAAGGAUCCGGAAUUGCAACGUAACGUAAUCAGACCCGAAAUGAAAUCUAAGCCCAGCAGCAAUCUAGAGAAUCAGGGCAGCGCUAGUACAAGUUUAUUUUCCCUAAUUAGCAAACUAUUGUAAUUAAAAAUGUGUGAUUGUAAAAUAUGUGAUAUUAGAUGUAGAUUAAGGUGCUGUACGUUUAUGUGUACAAUAUAUGUACGAAAUAGUUCAAU